AUGGCGCUCUCACUCUCAAGCUUCCUUCUCCCAAUAUCUCUUCUUACCUCAAUCGCACAGUGUGCGACCGUCACAUACGAUUUUGAUGUUGCGUGGACAUAUGCGAAUCCCGAUGGACAGCAGACGCGUCCAGUCAUGGGCGUCAACGGACAGUGGCCGGUGCCAGCCAUUGUCGCGACCAAAGGAGAUCAGGUCGUUGUCAACGUGAAGAAUUCUCUUGGCAAUGAGAGCACAAGUCUGCAUUUUCAUGGCCUGUAUCAGAACGGGACGACACACAUGGAUGGUCCUGUUGCCGUGAGCCAUCACGAGAGAGGCCAGUAUCCAGAUGGCCUUCGUGGUCCUCUAAUCAUCCAUGAUACGCAAGAUCCACACAAGGACCUCUACGACGAGGAGGUUGUCCUCACCUUGUCAGACUGGUACCAUGACCGGAUGCAGGAACUGCUCAAGAGCUUCAUCAGCAUCUCGAAUCCCUCCGGUGCUGAACCAGUUCCCCAAGCCGCACUGAUGAACGACACGCAGAACUUGGCCUUCAAAGUACAGCCAGGAAAGACGUAUCUAUUCCGCCUGAUCAACAUGGGUGCUUUCGCCGCUCAGUAUGUGUGGUUCGAAGGACACACGAUGCGCAUUGUCGAAGUAGAUGGUGUGUACACGGAGCCGACUGAGGCAGACAUGAUCUACUUGACGGCUGCGCAGAGAUACAGCGUGCUAGUGACGGCGAAGAACGACACCACCUCGAACUUUGCCUUCAUGGGUAGCAUGGACCAGGAUCUAUUUGAUGCUGUACCUGAUGGUCUCAAUCCGAACGUCACCGGAUGGCUCGUAUAUGACGAUACGAAGCCUAACCCAGCGCCGAAGGAGAUUGAUGCUUUCGAGCCAUUUGACGACUUCAAAUUGGUACCAUACGACAAGGAAGCGCUGUUUGAUAAGGUCGAUCACUCAAUCACUCUCGACUUGAAAAUGGAUGUCCUGAAUGAUGGGGCCAACUACGCCUUCUUCAACGACAUCACCUACGUUAGAGAAAAUGCCACUAACCCUGCAAUCUACGGCUCAAACACAAAUGCUUUCAUCCUCAGCGCCAACGAAGUGGUCGAGAUCAUCCUGAACAACGAUGAUCCAGGUAAACACCCGUUCCAUCUUCACGGUCACGCUUUCCAGGUAGUCACACGGAGUGAGGAGGAGGCAGGUUUCUUCGAUCCCAGUAAUGUGACGGCCUUGCCUGCUACGCCAAUGAAGCGCGACACAAUCCUGGUCCGACCUAAUGGGCACAUUGUUCUCCGCUUUCGAGCAGACAAUGCUGGUGUUUGGCUAUUCCACUGCCACAUUGAAUGGCAUGUAGCGUCCGGACUGACCGCAACCAUGAUCGAGCGUCCCCUGGACAUACAACGACAGCUUGCAGGCAAGAUCCCGGAAGAUCAUCUCAAGGUCUGCGAGGCGGGAAGCGUGCCGACAGCCGGGAAUGCAGCAGGUAAUACAAAAGAUCUGCUAGACCUAAGUGGCGAGAACAAGAGCCCAGGCGAGUUACCUGCAGGCUUCACUGCCAGAGGCAUCGUCGCGCUUGUGUUCAGCUGCCUAGCCGCGUUCCUUGGAAUGGCGACCAUCGGGUGGUAUGGGAUGAGACCGAUAAAGGCGAAAACGGGGUGA
This is a messenger RNA of Parastagonospora nodorum SN15, 1641 nucleotides long. RefSeq lists its product as hypothetical. Gene Ontology annotation, biological process: cellular response to iron ion starvation; reductive iron assimilation. NCBI's taxonomy places the organism in Eukaryota, Fungi, Ascomycota, Dothideomycetes, Pleosporales, Phaeosphaeriaceae. The coding region runs from base 1 to 1641 and encodes 546 amino acids. The record is from RefSeq and is a predicted model, not a curated record. Gene Ontology annotation, cellular component: high-affinity iron permease complex. Gene Ontology annotation, molecular function: copper ion binding; ferroxidase activity. The transcript has 4 exons.